AUGGGAAUAACAGAACAAUCAAUAACAAAUAUUAUACAUUUGCCCAAAUCAAGAUUUAAAUUACGGAGGAAUCAAUUCGGAUUUGUGAUAAAUACAUUGAGUGAGUUGAAUGCCGUCAGUGAUAGCAAUAAACCACUAAUAAAAUGCAGAUGCACGGGGGAAUAUCAAAAAGGUCGAAGCCAAGUAACUUUCCUUUACACAUGGCUGCAUGUUAAUGUGGACCAAUUGAUUAAGCCAUCAAAGAUCAACGCUCCUCAUGAAAGUCACCUGAAAUUUGUUGAAAUUAUACUUAUUUUAUGGUCAAUAAAAACACCAAAAAUAUGCAUGCAAUUAUGUUGCUGUAAAACUUCCACUUAAUAAAUAAUAAACCG
This is a messenger RNA of Hermetia illucens (black soldier fly), 371 nucleotides long. RefSeq lists its product as uncharacterized. NCBI's taxonomy places the organism in Eukaryota, Metazoa, Arthropoda, Insecta, Diptera, Stratiomyidae. The transcript is spliced from 3 exons. The record is from RefSeq and is a predicted model, not a curated record. The coding region runs from base 1 to 357 and encodes 118 amino acids.